AUGGGCAAGUACGACAACUACGACUACGACAACCAGGCCAACAGCUACGAUGACCGUGCCUCGGUCUCGGAUGUCGCCUACAAGACAAAGGAGUACCCUUCCUACAAGCCUGCCGGCCCCAUCUCGUCCGUGCACCAGCCCAAGGCCACCACCUUCACCAUCCCUUGUCACCACAUCCGCAUCGGUGACUUGGUGAUCCUCCAGCACAGGCCUUGUCAGAUCAUCCGCAUCACCACCUCUGCCCAGACCGGCCAGCAUCGUUACCUCGGUGUUGAUCUCUUCACCAAGCAGCUUCACGAGGAGCCUUGUGUCGUCUCGCACCCUUCGCCUUCCGUCGUCCUGCACUCGCUUCUCGGCCCCGUCUUCAAGCAGUACCGUCUCAUCGACAUCCGCGAUGACGGUAAGCUCGUUGCCAUGACCGAGACCGGCGAGAUCAAGCAGGGACUCAAGGUCGUCGACCAGGGCCACCUCUGGGGACGCCUGAAGGAGGCCUUCGGACGUGGUUCCGGAUCCGUCCGUGUCCUCGUCGUUGCCGAUGCCGGCAAGGAGCUCGCCGUCGACUACAAGGUGGUUCACCUUGCACACAAGUUGUAA
Molecule: messenger RNA, 594 nt
Organism: Tricharina praecox
Lineage: Eukaryota; Fungi; Ascomycota; Pezizomycetes; Pezizales; Pyronemataceae
Product: translation protein SH3-like domain-containing protein
Exons: 1
Coding region: 1-594 (197 amino acids)
Biological process (GO): positive regulation of translational elongation; positive regulation of translational termination
Molecular function (GO): ribosome binding; translation elongation factor activity; RNA binding
Source: RefSeq, a predicted model, not a curated record